GUUUCCUCCUUUCUGUUACUGGAACCGAGGGAUGGAAGGAGAGAGACAGUGCGCUUUGCGGUGCUGGGUUGAGCUUUAAAACCUGAAGUCGAUUCUUCCACGGGUGGAUCGCUUCUUCUGUGGUGGUCUGGGCCAGCAGCGGUGUGUGGCUCUGGAUAAGGAAGGUAGAAUCAUCGUGGACCAAGGUUUACCCUUCUCGACCCAAAAGUGAAGAGGAGGAAGAACUUGGAUCCCAUGUGGUAUGAUGCACUGAACCCCAGCCCUUCUUCUAACACCUGAGCAGCUCCUGCAAAUGGCACCAUUGGAAACCAUGACCCAGGCUCUUCUGUUCAGGAUGGAAUUUUUGGCACAUUCUUCCAAACUCAGGUGAGACCCUGAUGGCUGUUCCACUGGCAGGUGCUGACAUACUCCCCAAGCCCAGCCCCUGACGUCAUUGCCAACCUUGGAAUCUAAAUGCCACAGUGUUCUUGGGGCCAGUCCAGCUGGGGACCACUGUUGCCUUUUAAGAUCAGAGAGAACCAUGGGAAACGCCGAAAGCCAAAAUGUAGACCAUGAGUUUUACAGAGAAAAGCAUGCCAGCCUGGGGCGCAAGCACACGUCGCGCUCGCUGCGCCUUUCGCACAAGACGCGCCGGACACGGCACGCUUCCUCGGGAAAGGUGAUCCACCGGAACUCCGAAGUGAGCACCCGAUCCAGUAGCACCCCCAGCAUCCCCCAGUCCCUGGCUGAAAAUGGCUUGGAGCCCUUCUCUCAGGAGGGUACCCUAGAGGACUUCGGGAGCCCCAUUUGGGUGGACCGCGUGGAUAUGGGCCUGAGACCCGUGUCUUACACGGAUUCUUCCGUCACUCCCAGCGUAGACAGCAGCAUCGUGCUCACCGCAGCCUCAGUGCAGAGCGUGCCAGACUCGGAGGGGAGCAGGCUGGACCACGAGGAUGACGCGACGUACUUGGCUGAGGGAGGCAGGAGGCAGCAUCCCUAUACAUCCAAUGGGCCCGCUUUCAUGGAGACGGCGAGCUUUAAGAAGAAACGCUCCAAAUCUGCAGACAUCUGGCGGGAGGACAGCCUGGAAUUCUCACUCUCCGAUCUGAGCCAAGAACAUUUAACAAGCAACGAAGAAAUCUUGGGUUCUGCCGAAGAGAAGGACUGCGAGGAGGCUCGGGGGAUGGAAAGCCAGGCGGGUCCGCCGCAGCUCAGCCCCUGUCAGCGUGCCAACUCCCUGGGUGACUUGUACGCUCAGAAAAACUCCGGGGCAACGGCGAAUGGGGGACCCAGGAGCAAAUUUGCAGGCUAUUGCCGGAAUUUGGUAUCUGAUAUUCCCGAUCUUGCAAACCAUAAGAUGCCACCAGCUGCUGCAGAAGAGAACCUUCCAUACAGUAAUUACAACACACUUCCCUGUAGGAAAUCUCACUGCCUUUCUGAAGGUGCCACCAACCCCCAAAUUAGCCAUAGCAACAGCAUGCACGGCAGAAGAUCUAAAACAACUCAGGAUGUCAACGCAGGCGAGGGCAGCGAGUUUGCUGACAGUGGGAUCGAAGGGGCCACCACGGACACGGACCUCCUGUCCAGGCGAUCCAAUGCCACCAACUCCAGCUACUCCCCGCCCACUGGCCGGGCCUUCGUGGGCAGCGACAGUGGCAGCAGCUCCACCGGGGAUGCCACUCGCCAAGGGGUGUACGAGAACUUUCGGAGGGAGCUGGAGAUGAGUACCACCAACAGCGAGAGCCUGGAGGAAGCGGGCUCGGCGCACAGCGACGAGCAGAGCAGCGGCACGCUGAGCUCCCCGGGCCAGUCGGACAUCCUGCUGACCGCCGCGCAGGGCACCGUGCGCAAGGCCGGCGCGCUGGCCGUCAAGAACUUCCUGGUGCACAAGAAGAACAAGAAGGUGGAGUCAGCCACCCGCAGGAAGUGGAAGCACUACUGGGUGUCCCUGAAAGGAUGCACGCUCUUUUUCUACGAGAGUGAUGGCAGGUCCGGCAUAGACCACAACAGCAUCCCCAAGCACGCUGUCUGGGUGGAGAACAGCAUUGUGCAGGCUGUACCUGAGCACCCCAAGAAGGACUUUGUCUUCUGCCUCAGUAAUUCCUUGGGUGAUGCCUUCCUCUUUCAGACCACCAGCCAGACAGAGCUGGAAAACUGGAUCACCGCCAUCCACUCUGCCUGCGCAGCCGCCGUGGCUAGACACCACCACAAAGAAGACACGCUCCGCCUCCUCAAGUCAGAAAUCAAAAAGCUGGAACAGAAGAUCGACAUGGAUGAGAAGAUGAAGAAAAUGGGCGAAAUGCAGCUGUCUUCAGUCACCGACUCCAAGAAGAAGAAGACCAUAUUAGAUCAGAUCUUCGUUUGGGAGCAGAACCUUGAACAGUUCCAGAUGGACUUGUUUCGUUUCCGUUGUUACUUAGCCAGUCUCCAGGGUGGGGAGCUGCCGAACCCCAAACGGCUACUGGCUUUUGCUAGCCGACCAACCAAAGUAGCCAUGGGCCGCCUGGGGAUCUUCUCUGUCUCCUCUUUUCAUGCCCUGGUGGCUGCACGCACAGGUGAAACAGGAGUGAGGAGACGUACUCAGGCCAUGUCCAGAUCCGCAAGCAAGCGAAGGAGCAGGUUUUCUUCUCUUUGGGGUCUGGAUACUACUUCCAAAAAGAAACAGGGACGCCCAAGCAUCAAUCAGGUGUUUGGAGAGGGUACUGAUGCUGUGAAGAAAUCUUUAGAGGGAAUAUUUGAUGACAUUGUUCCAGAUGGCAAGAGGGAGAAAGAAGUGGUCUUACCUAGCGUCCACCAGCACAAUCCUGACUGUGACAUUUGGGUCCAUGAGUAUUUCACUCCAUCUUGGUUCUGUCUGCCCAAUAAUCAGCCAGCCCUGACUGUUGUCCGACCGGGAGAUACUGCACGGGACACCCUGGAGCAUAUUUGCAAGACACAUCAACUGGAUCAUUCCGCCCAUUACCUGCGUCUGAAAUUUUUAAUAGCCAACAAAAUGCAGUUCUACGUUCCACAGCCUGAGGAGGACAUUUAUGAACUGCUGUACAAAGAAAUUGAAAUUUGUCCCAAAGUCACCCAGAACAUCCACAUGGAGAAGGCGGAUGCAGCAGCGGACAAUUACGGUUUCUUGCUGUCGUCUGUGGAGGAAGACGGGGUUCGGAGGCUUUAUGUGAACAGCGUGAAGGAUACUGGCCUAGCUUCCAAGAAAGGCCUGAAGGCGGGGGAUGAGAUUCUUGAGAUCAAUAAUCGCGCUGCUGGCACCCUGAACUCAUCUGCGCUCAAGGAUUUCCUCUUGCAGCCCUGCUUGGGCCUCCUGGUGAGGACCUACCCCGAGCUGGAGGGAGGCGCCGAGCUGCUGGAGAGCCCGCCCCACCGAGUGGACGGCCCCGCGGACCUUGGCGACGGUCCUCUCGCCUUCCUUACCAGCAGCGCAGGGCACAGCCUGUGCAGUGAUCAGGGCAGCAGCGCCGAGACGGCUCCAGAAGACACCGACGGGCCGGACAUGGAAUCCUCCGAUGAGACGGAUCACAGCAGCAAGAGUACAGAGCAGGUGGCCGCGUUUUGCCGCAGUUUGCAUGAGAUGAGCUCCUCUGACCCGAGCCCGUCGCCUCCGGACGCCACAGGGCCUCAGCUGGCCACCAUGAGACAGUUGUCAGAUGCGGAUAAGCUGCGCAAGGUCAUCUGCGAGCUCCUGGAGACGGAGCGCACCUACGUCAAAGACUUAAACUGUCUCAUGGAGAGAUACUUGAAGCCUCUUCAGAAAGAGACAUUUCUCACCCAAGAUGAGCUUGAUGUGCUCUUUGGGAAUUUAACAGAAAUGGUGGAGUUUCAAGUAGAAUUUCUUAAAACGCUAGAAGAUGGAGUGAGACUGGUACCUGAUUUGGAAAAGCUUGAGAAAGUCGAUCAGUUUAAGAAAGUGCUGUUCUCUCUGGGGGGAUCCUUUCUGUACUACGCUGACCGCUUCAAGCUCUACAGUGCCUUCUGUGCCAGCCACACGAAAGUCCCCAAGGUUCUGGUGAAAGCCAAGACCGACACGGCCUUCAAGGCAUUCUUGGAUGCUCAGAAUCCCAGGCAGCAGCACUCGUCCACCCUGGAGUCUUACCUCAUCAAGCCCAUCCAGAGAAUCCUCAAGUACCCGCUUCUGCUCAAGGAGCUCUUCGCGCUGACCGACGCAGAGAGCGAGGAGCACUACCACCUGGAUGUGGCCAUCAAGACGAUGAACAAGGUUGCCAGUCAUAUCAACGAGAUGCAGAAAAUCCAUGAAGAAUUUGGAGCUGUGUUUGACCAGUUGAUUGCCGAGCAGACUGGUGAGAAGAAAGAGGUCGCAGAUCUGAGCAUGGGGGACCUGCUUUUACACACCACGGUCAUCUGGCUAAACCCACCUGCCUCCCUGGGAAAGUGGAAAAAGGAACCUGAACUGGCAGCCUUUGUGUUCAAAACAGCUGUGGUCCUUGUGUAUAAAGAGGGCUCCAAACAGAAGAAGAAACUUGUGGGCUCUCACAGGUUGUCAAUCUAUGAGGAAUGGGACCCCUUCCGAUUUCGGCACAUGAUCCCCACGGAAGCCUUGCAGGUUCGAGCUUUGGCAAGUGCAGAUGCAGAGGCGAAUGCCGUGUGUGAAAUUGUCCACGUGAAGUCGGAGUCAGAGGGGAGGCCCGAGAGGGUCUUCCACCUGUGCUGCAGUUCCCCAGAGAGCCGGAAGGAUUUCCUGAAGGCUGUGCAUUCCAUCCUGCGGGAUAAGCACCGAAGACAGCUCCUCAAGACCGAAAGCCUCCCUUCGUCCCAGCAGUACGUUCCGUUUGGAGGAAAGCGGUUAUGUGCUCUGAAAGGGGCCAGGCCAGCCAUGAGCAGGGCAGUGUCCGCCCCCAGCAAGUCUCUUGGGAGGAGGAGGCGGCGACUGGCUCGCAACAGGUUUACCAUCGACUCGGACGCCCUGUCGGCCAGCAGCCCGGAGAAAGAGCCGCCGCCGCCGCCGGGGCCCGGGGCCGGGGCCGGGGCCGGGGACACGGACCGCUGGGUGGAGGAGCAGUUCGAUCUUGCUCAGUACGAGGAGCAGGACGGCAUCAAGGAGACCGACAUCCUCAGCGACGACGACGAGUUCUGUGAGGCGGCCCGGGACGCGCCGUCGGGGCCCACGGACCUGCAGGAGCGGCUGCAGGCCGCCUCGCUGAGCCCGCGGCGGGGCCUGGGCAGCCACGCGGCCCGCAUGGCGCAGCUCAAGAAGCAGGCGGCCCUGGGGGGCGGCGGCGGGGGGGGCGGCGGCGGCGGCGGGGACAGUGCCAGCGACGAAGUCAUCUGGGUGCGGAGGGAAGACUUCGCCCCUUCCAGGAAACUCAACACCGAGAUCUGACUUCCGCCCCCCUUCUGUAGAGAACGCGUGUGUAGAUACAGCCCCCCCUCCACCCCCCACGUGCCAGCCACCCGGAAUGUCCCCCAGGGCACUGUGCACACACCCACGUGGCAGCCGACUCGGGUCUGAAGCCAUGUAGCCACCCACCCCUCCACAUUCUCAACCACGCCAGGAGCGAGGAUCGCACGCAUCCCCCCCCGACGGCUCGAGUCCUUCCGACGACCACACAGCACCAAGGGCUUCUUCUGUUCAUCCUCAGCCAGGGCCUGAGGAACCGGGGAAAGCAAGACAGAACCAACCUACCACACUGGAGAGCAGCGGAGGAAGUGAUUUAAAGGUUAGAGUGCACACACACACACACACGCACACACACACACACACACUCUCCUGUCUCCCCGCCACUUUGAAACAUCUGUACAGCUUUCCGUGCCCAGGCUGUGUUUCUUCUUCAGUGUUGAGAAUAUCUGUCAUUUUCAAGAAUGUGCGAGGGGAAGGGUGGUCGUUUACGUGUUGAUGAGCCUUUCUUUGUUUCCCAUUUUUGUUGUCUUUGUUAAUAUCUUUCUUCUGUUUUGGUCCAUGGCUGGUCUUAAUGCUUAUGUGUCAGUGUUUGGAAGUUCUAGUUUUGCAUAGAAUUAUAAAGAUGCCAAACUCUUGGAGAAGAGGUCCAGAUUUAUCAUUUUUGAGAGAGAGAGAGAGAGAGAGAGAGAGAGAAACACAAACACUAUUUUUUGUAUUUUACCUGAGAUGCAGGGACCCAGAUAGGUGAGAAUUUUACAGUGUUAGGUGUGAUGAGGAUAUAACCUUUUACAGAGAGUGAGACAUUGUGACUUUAUAUUUAUAUAUGAAAAGCCAACAAGAAACUCAUGUUAAGAAUAAGCUUGUUUGUUUUUUUUCCCCCAGGAAGUAGAUUUUUUUUGGGGGGGGGGGUAAAUGCUUGAAUCUAUAUUUGAGAUGGGAGUUUGGUUGGAGAACACGUGACAGGGAAUGGGCGG
Molecule: messenger RNA, 6315 nt
Organism: Perognathus longimembris pacificus (Pacific pocket mouse)
Lineage: Eukaryota; Metazoa; Chordata; Mammalia; Rodentia; Heteromyidae
Gene: Tiam1
Product: TIAM Rac1 associated GEF 1
Exons: 28
Coding region: 521-5323 (1600 amino acids)
Biological process (GO): activation of GTPase activity; positive regulation of axonogenesis; small GTPase-mediated signal transduction
Cellular component (GO): synapse; cytosol; plasma membrane
Molecular function (GO): guanyl-nucleotide exchange factor activity; protein binding
Source: RefSeq, a predicted model, not a curated record